AUGCUGGAUGAUUUUGUGGAUCUCUCAUUGAAAAUCAAAAAGGAUCCAAGCACCUAUGUGGAUGAAUACAUUAAGAAGAUUCAUUACACCAAUUCACUCCUACAACUCAACAAGAUUCCACUAUCAGAAUUAAAGCAGGUGCUACUCUUCAUAAUCAGAAAUGGAAUAAGAUACAAGGAGAAUGCAAUAAGACAUCACAUCCGUGACAUCAUCUACUACAAGAAUAAUACAACAGUUUUCAGCCUAUUCAAUUACAAAGAAAAACAACCACUGCUAAAUGAACUGAUUCUACUGCGUAAGUAUGAAGUCAUUACAGGUGUGGAGUUCUUUGAUAUUUUAAUUGAUAACGCAUUCAGUUGUGAUAAAAUGGUGGAAUAUAUGGAUGAGAAUGUAGUAUCAGUGCUGACAAAAUACUAUUUUAGCACAGAUAACUGCAAAACAAAACGAGUCACAUACUAUUACACUAUGAAAUAUUUGGAAAAAUACGGUUUCAAGGAAGAAUUGGGCAAUUUGCUACUUGAUCCCAUUAGCAAAUAUCAUCCCAAAAUAACCAAAUACGCACUCCUCUAUUUCAAUGAUGCGCUUGAUAUCAAAAUAUGUGAUUUUGAUGCUGAUUUCCACAACAGAUUGAUUAGUACAAUUUAUUCAUUGAUAGUGAAUUGCAAGGAUGAAAACAUCAAACUGUAUGUUGAAAUAUACACCAAACUAUCUAAUGAUAGAGAUAGCAUUCAUCUUGAUAACAUUCCAGUAAUUAGAAAAUUGAUCAAUCAAAUUGACCUGAAUAGUCACAUUGCACUAAUUAAUCAGGUGAUACAGAAGUGCGAUAUCAAUGAAGUUUCCAGAGUAUUAAGAAUAAUUGAUGAAGAAAUGUUGAAUUAUAGAGAAGAUGAUGUGGUAGCACAGGGAAUGAAUUUACUACGGGAAAUAUACAAGAGAUAUAUGAACACUGAACAGUGUAAAAUAAAGAAUGAGGUAUUACAAAUAGCAAGCAGAUAUGAGAAUAGCAAAAUAAGGAGCGUUGAAUUUGGAUACAGAAGCAUCAUUAAUUUGAGUAAGAAGAAAACACAAAUUGAUCAGGAAAAUAGAGAAAAUGAUACAGAACAGGAAUCUAUUGAGGAGAAUGAGUUUAAAAUCCAUCGUAAACCAACAAGAGAAGAGAAAGAGACCAAAAGAAAAGAAGGACAGUUACGAUCGAAAGAAAAAAGAAAAGAAAACAAUGGAAACAAGAAGAAAAAUAGUCACAAGAAAGGAAGAAGCAAAAAGAGUGCACGUUCAAGACUAUUCAAGACCAAAAAGAAACAGUAG
Molecule: messenger RNA, 1305 nt
Organism: Enterospora canceri
Lineage: Eukaryota; Fungi; Microsporidia; Enterocytozoonidae
Source: the annotation of a GenBank genome assembly